This is a messenger RNA of Neoarthrinium moseri, 1242 nucleotides long. RefSeq lists its product as uncharacterized. The record is from RefSeq and is a predicted model, not a curated record. Bases 1 to 1242 code for a protein of 413 amino acids. NCBI's taxonomy places the organism in Eukaryota, Fungi, Ascomycota, Sordariomycetes, Amphisphaeriales, Apiosporaceae. The transcript has a single exon.
AUGGCAUCUCAACAACACCCAGACCCGUCCUCUCGCGACGAAGCUAUCUACCAGAUGCGCAAACUGUUACCGGUAGAUACUAAUAACAUCAACAAUCCCAACUUCGUCCAGGAUACUGUGCAACGAGAUGCGGAGGAAACCCGAAUCAUCGUGCAUCACAAGUACCCGGCAUUAGUUGAGUCAUUUCUGGCCCAUAAGCGGCAACACGGCAGCAACGUGGAGAAGGCUCUUUAUGGGACUCCAGAUUCGUGGACCUGGCGGCAGCAAGUUGCUCGGUUGAUCGCGAAGCGGCCUCUGGUCUUCAUGGACCGCAAUGACUAUACCGUUUUGCGCAACGGCUACAGAGCUGGUGGGAUUCCUACAGAAUGGAACAGAGUCGGCACCGACGCUGAGGGAAGUAACAGCCAUGUCAAGCUAGCAGAGUACCUGAGUUAUGAUGAGAUGAUGUUGGGGAGCCUCCUCGGUGUCAGCGGCCCCAGCUAUUUCAUCAACAGUGGGAAGCGCUAUAACAAAGCAAGACCCGAUGCCCCGGGAACAUUCCAGGAUCGCGGAGUCAUUAUGGGACUGGUAGGGGCCCGCUUCGAGCGGUCAGAUCGGAUGGAUAGCGUGUUCAUGCAGCCAAAGGCCCCCAGCCCAAAUCAACACGAAGCACUGAGCGCCAUCUUCAUGGAGUUUUUUGGCGAGACUCGGAGGCCUUCCGAGCUGUUUGACGAGAGGAUGUACAAGGCGCGCAUGCGAAUCACCGUAGACAUUUUGCUUCUCGAAGCUAAUGACCGUGCCAAGCUGGACGGGCAGCGGAAGGCCUACGUCCAUGUCGUCGGGCUCGGAUUGGGUGUAUGGCAAGUUGAUAGCCGGCAGCCCCAAUACUACGUCGGGUGCUUCAACGAAGCGAUUCACGAAAUGGGACCAAAGCUCCAGAACAUCGGCACCCUUGACUUCUCCUGGGUGGAUGUCCCGACAGGUGUGCAGGCGCAGUUGGUACACACUGCCGCGCAACACGGUAUCGAGGUCAUUUUCUCGAAGCGUGAACCCGCGGCAAAGCUACCGCCACAGAAGCAGGACCAGCUCCUCGUACUCAGCUAUGCAUGGGAUGGGAAUGCAUUCCCCGGAAACGAGUACUGGGACCAUGCCUUGACUGGAAGUGGGGACCCCGCAGCUGCGUGCAUGUCGACCAUCAGUGAGCUUCACAACCCGAUCAUCAACCCGGAAUAUCUUCAGAGAAUCAAGAUUCUUAGUCCAUGA